Messenger RNA from Arvicola amphibius (Eurasian water vole), 2103 nucleotides. It is a transcript of the gene Kirrel2, whose product is annotated as kirre like nephrin family adhesion molecule 2. The record is from RefSeq and is a predicted model, not a curated record. Gene Ontology annotation, biological process: cell-cell adhesion. NCBI's taxonomy places the organism in Eukaryota, Metazoa, Chordata, Mammalia, Rodentia, Cricetidae. Gene Ontology annotation, molecular function: cell adhesion molecule binding. Bases 1 to 2103 code for a protein of 700 amino acids. Gene Ontology annotation, cellular component: cell-cell junction. The transcript has 15 exons.
AUGCUGGGUCCCGCCAUCCUCGUCCUCCUCUGCAGCUUCAGAGGACUUGCAGGCCCAUUGCCCCAUUUUCUGCAACAGCCAGAAGACACGGUGGUGCUGCUGGGGGCGGAAGCCCGGCUGCCCUGCGUUCUGGGAGCGUACCGGGGGCUGGUGCAGUGGACUAAGGAUGGGCUGGCUCUAGGGGGCGAAAGAGACCUUCCAGGGUGGUCCCGUUACUGGAUAUCAGGGAAUGCAGCCAGUGGCCAGCAUGACCUCCACAUCAAACCUGUGGAACUGGAAGACGAAGCAUCAUAUGAGUGUCAGGCUUCACAAGCGGGCCUCCGAUCACGACCUGCCCAACUGCGUGUGAUGGUCCCCCCAGAAGCCCCCCAGGUACUAGGCGGCCCCUCUGUGUCUCUGGUUGCUGGAGUUCCUGGGAAUCUGACCUGUCGGAGUCGAGGGGAUGCCCAACCUGCCCCUGAACUGCUGUGGUUCCGAGAUGGGAUCCGGCUGGAUGGAGCCACCUUCCACCAGACCACGCUGAGGGACAAGACCACUGGGGCAGUGGAAAACACCUUAUUCCUGACCCCUUCCAGUCACGAUGAUGGAGCCACCUUGAUCUGCAGAGCCCGGAGCCAGGUCCUGCCCACAGGGAAGGACACAGCUGUUACAUUAAUCCUGCAGUAUCCCCCCGUGGUGACUCUGUCUGCUGAGCCCCAGACUGUGCAGGAGGGAGAGAAGGCGACUUUCCUGUGUCAAGCCACUGCCCAGCCUCCUGUCACCGGCUACAGGUGGGCGAAAGGGGGAUCCCCGGUGCUCGGGGCACGUGGGCCAAGGUUGGAGGUCGUAGCAGACGCUACGUUCCUGACUGAGCCGGUGUCCUGCGAGGUCAGCAACGCGGUGGGAAGCGCCAAUCGAAGCACCGCACUGGAAGUGCUGUAUGGACCUAUUCUGCCGGCAAAACCGAAGCCCCUGUCCGUGGACGUGGGGAAAGAUGCCUCCUUUAGCUGCGCCUGGCGAGGGAACCCACUUCCACGGAUUACCUGGACGCGCCUCGGUAGCUCUCAGGUGCUGAGCUCGGGCCCCACGUUACGGCUUCCAUCCGUGGCGUUGGAGGAUGCGGGUGACUAUGUGUGUAGGGCUGAGCCCCGGCGCUCGGGUUUAGGAGGCGGCACGGCGCAGGCGAGGUUGACGGUGAACGCUCCUCCUGUAGUGAAGGCCCUGAAUCCUGCGCCUGCCUUCCUGAGGGGCCCUGCUCGCCUCCAGUGUGUGGUGUUUGCUUCCCCGGCCCCGGACUCCGUGGUUUGGUCUUGGGACGAGGGCUUCCUGGAGGCAGGUUCACUAGGCAGGUUCCUGGUGGAGACCUUCUCAGCCCCUGAAGAGGAGGGAGGACACGGCCCAGGCCUUAUUUCUGUGCUACACAUUUCCGGGACCCAGGAAUCCGACUUUACCAGGGGCUUUAACUGCAGUGCCAGGAACCGGCUGGGUGAGGGACGAACCCAGAUCCACCUGGGUCGUAGAGACUUGCUGCCUACUGUACGGAUUGUGGCUGGAGCAGUCUCUGCAGCCACCGCUCUCUUUAUGGUCAUCACUGGAGUGAUUCUCUGCUGCUGGCGCCAUGGCUCUUUCUCCAAGCAAAAGAACUUGGUCCGGAUCCCAGGAAGCAGUGAUGGCUCCAGUUCACGCGGCCCUGAGGAGGAGGCAGGUGGCAGUGAGGAACGGGGUCCCAUUGUGCACCCCAACCACGGUGACUUGAUCCUUGAUGAGAAGGAGGCUCUGGAGGCAGCGGAUCCAACCAACGGUUACUACAAGGUUCGAGGAGUCAGUGUGAGCCUUAGCCUUGGGGAAGCCCCCGGAGGAGGCCUCUUCUUGCCACCCCCCUCUCCAAUUGGAUUUCCAGGAACUCCUACUUACUAUGACUUCAAGCCACACCUGGACUUAGUACCCCCCUGCAGAAUGUACAGAGCGCGGGCCGGUUAUCUCACCACACCCCAUCCCCGUGCUUUCACAAGCUAUAUGAAACCCACAUCCUUUGGACCCCCAGAUUUGAGCUCUGGGACUCCCCCCUUCCCCUACGCUACCUUGUCUCCACCCAGCCACCAGCGUCUCCAGACUCAUGUGUGA